Molecule: messenger RNA, 2742 nt
Organism: Daldinia caldariorum
Lineage: Eukaryota; Fungi; Ascomycota; Sordariomycetes; Xylariales; Hypoxylaceae
Product: ABC1-domain-containing protein
Exons: 5
Coding region: 196-2232 (678 amino acids)
Source: RefSeq, a predicted model, not a curated record
GUAUUCUCUCGUCAUUGAUCUCGGCUUACGGAAUCAAGUGUAGCCUAGGAUCGGUCUAUACUUUUUUUUUUUUUUCGGUUCUUACUUCUACUAACUAGCCAAACUAUAAAAAAGGUCGAAAAUCAACUACAUGUACCAUAAGAGGUAGGAGGCUUGUCUUCCGCCUCUAAACUUCGCUACGUUGCCGUAGCUAACAUGUUUCGCAACGGAAUAGCGAACCUCUGCGCUCGCCAAGCUAUCCCAAGACAGAAGAUUGAGGCGUAUAGUGUAGCGAAUGUGACGCGAUUCUUGACCCCUCGACAACUUCCCAGCCAUGCGCGAAGCUUACGCCACAUCCGGUCGAUACAAACGCAUGCCUCCUUCGAGCCUCUACGCCCUCCUUCACCCUCAUCUUUAGGCAAGCCGCAAGCCGCGCGAGACUUCAAGCGGACCCGAAAAUGGGGCCGGCGACUGCUCAUCUUCUCCGCCAUAACCGGCACGAUAUACGUUAUCGAUAACCAGGCCUUCGCCGCGGGCAUCCGACGGUCCCUGCGUACCUUCGCCACGGGCCUCUGGGUCGCACUCGACUACAAGAUCAACUUCCGCGCCGAGCCGCUCACCGGCGGCACCAUCGAGGACCUGCAUAUGCGCAGCGCCGAGACGCUGUUCAACCUGCUGCGCGCCAAUGGCGGGCUCUACCUCAAGAUCGGCCAGGCCAUCGCCAUGCAGAGCGCCGUCAUGCCCCCGGAGUUCCAGAAGAUGUUCUCCAGGAUGUUCGACGACGCCCCGCAGGACGAGUGGAAGGAUGUCGAGAAGGUCAUCCGGAAGGACUUUGGAAAGAGCGUGGAAGAGGUUUUCGGAGUUAGCUUUACUGGCGAAGAGGGGAAGGGCCUGAUGGAGCGGAGGGCGAGAGCCAGCGCGAGCGUUGCUCAGGUGCAUUGGGCCAGGCUUCCGGACGGGAGGGAGGUUGCGAUUAAGCUGCAGAAGCCCGAGAUCGCCAAGCAAGUAGGAUGGGAUCUAUGGGCUUUCAAGGUCGUAAUGCGGAUAUACACAUGGUGGUUCGACCUUCCUCUCUACAGCUUAGUACCCUUUAUCACUGAACGGCUGAUGCUCGAGACAGACUUCAGGGAGGAAGCUAAGAACUCGGAAACGAUGCGAAGCCUUGUCAACUCGGAGCCCAGCCUCAAAGGCAGGGUAUAUAUCCCCCAAGUCUAUUCAGAAUUCACGACAAGGAGGGUCCUGGUCACGGAGUGGAUCGAAGGCGUCCGUCUCUGGGACAAAGAAGCAACGCGUGGCCGCUGGUUGGGAGGUUACGGUACCGGAUCACCCGGUGUCCUAGGCUCUCAGUUGCAGUUCAGCCCCUCGGACAUGGCUGCUGCCCGGCGAGAGCUGCACUUAAAUCCCCUGAAGGAGAAAUUGAAGCCUGAUAGAGAGACCUGGAAAGGACGAAACGGUAAAGGUGGGCUCGGCUUGUCAAGCAAGGACGUUAUGAAGACGAUGGUGGAUCUGUUCUCGGCUCAAAUAUUUAAAUGGGGCGUUGUACACUGCGAUCCUCAUCCCGGUAAUAUUUUCAUAAGGCGGUUACCGUCAGGGAAACCCGAGUUGGUUCUAAUUGACCAUGGUCUUUACGUAUAUAUGACUCCUAAAUUCCGGCACCAAUAUGCAUUACUCUGGAAAUCGCUUUUGACCUUCGACAACAAGACCAUAGCCGAGGUCACAGAGCAGUGGGGUAUUAAGGCACCCGAUCUAUUUGCGAGUGCCACGCUUUUACGCCCUUAUGAAGGGGGCGACCAGACGACUAGGAGUAAGUUUACGAAGCAACUCGAGGGGAAGACGCCAUCGGAACGGCACUACGAGGCCCAGCGAAUGAUGAAACAAGGAAUCCGUGAUUUAUUAUCAGAUGAAGAGAAGUGGCCCAAAGAACUUGUUUUCAUCGGUCGGAAUAUGCGUAUUGUGCAGGGUAAUAACCAAUUCAUGGGAUCUCCCGUCAACCGCGUUAAGAUAAUGGGCAACUGGGCAAGUCGGAGCUUAUUCCAAGAUCCGAAUCUACCUUUUAGAGAGCGCAUGUUCAACGCGGGCAAUCAUCUAAUAUUUAAGGCUGUCUUGUUUAUGACAGAUAUAGCGUUCUACACCUUUAAGGUCCGGCAAUGGUUGGGAUUGGGAGGUGGGAUGGAGGAUGAAGUUGAGGCUAGGAUGAGGGAGAUGGCCAAAGAUUACGGUGUUGAGCUGCAGCAUGAGGUCUUUGAGGGUUGAGGUCUAGAUGUAGAUCUACAGAUGAGGCACGCCUCGGAACAAAAAAAAAAGAACAAAAAAGACUCUGUAGAAUAAGAGGUAAAAACAUAGAUGGGGGUUAGAUGGCUGGCAUAUACAUACCUCAUAUAGAGUAUCAGGCCGACUUGUAUUAUAGGAGGAGAUUAUAGGAGAGCUGGAACCCCCCUUUCUUUAAAAAGACUACCCACUUACACCUCUCAACUUACUUUUCGGAGCGAUUUGCAGACGUUGUGUAAGAUAAAUAGGUGGGCAGUUGAUAUACCUGAUGCUGCCUACCCGGGUGGCAUAAAGGGGGCCAGAUAUUGACGAGAUGAUAUUGGAUAUGUACGUCUGAAUUAUGUCGAGGUCUACUGGUUGAAGGGGACCGUAUCUACCUAUAUCAGAUACCUAACAUACAUACUACCCCUAUACGUGACUAUUAUAUUGUGUACCUUAGGUAUGUUGGAUCAGGUGUUAGUUAAGGCGGUUACUAGCUUACCUUGAUUUGCCCAA